ACAUUCCCAUUCCAGCUCAACAAAUUCCCAUUCCAGCGCACCAGAUUCCCAUUCCAGCGCACCACACUCCCAUUCCAGCGCACCACACUCCCAUUCCAGCGCACCACACUCCCAUUCCCUCGAGCAUCAUUCUUUUUUAAACACAAUCCCUCAUCAUGAACAUAAAACACAUACAGAGCGCCGUAAAAAGUAUCGGAUUAGAGAAACUUUUUCAAUUUCGGAAAAUGAAGUUCUAGAUGAAAGAGGAUCACACGGUGCAGUUCACUCCGAUGCUCUACAGCUGAAAAAAUUCAUCGUGCAAAGCAUCGGUAGUAAAAAGUGCAGAAUUUUUAGCGCUUCUGAUUAUUUUGAGGAUGCAGUUAGUAGAUUUUCAAGUCCGAGUUCAGUUUUAACAAAGAAAAAAAUCCGUACCCUCGAAAAUAGCCGCACGGCGAACUUAAAUGCUCAUAGAAGUGAUGAGUUUGAGCCUGAAAAUUCCCGUGCUUUAGAGAAUGAUGAAUUUAAUAGUCAGUGCAAUGAUAGUUUCCGAGAAUUUUAUUUGAAACGCCAUGAUUUUUUAGGGGAUGAAGUAAUUAAUCAAUUAAAUGAUGUGCCAAGACGUGCUAACUCACGAAUUUCGGGGAGUAGUGACACAGCUAGUGACGGCCGCUUCACUAACACGGCGGGCACUAAAACUAAUGGCAAAGAGAAGCCAUCCACUAGUAGAUGGGCUGGAGCUACUAGUGAGCAAGCUAGUAGUGUCACAGCAAAUAGUGGUGAUGCCACUGAGACAGCCACUGAUAACAGCGGACAAUUCAGUGACGUGAUUAUGUCCCCUGUAACUAGUGACCCAGUGAAUGAUAUAUAUAAAAUAAAUGGUGAUCCAUUGCCAGUAACUAAUGGCAUCAGAAGUGAUGGUAGUCAAGCACUGCCCUUCAGUAACGUCCUGACUAGUGCUGACAGCAGUGACGCUGUGCCAAUAACAAGCAGCACUAGGAUUGAUGCACCUAGUGACAGUGACGAAGUCACCAAGACGUUAAUAGAAACUUCCUGUAUUUUCCACGUCACGAACGUCAUCCUGCACGCAUGCGUCACUGUCUCGUACGUCACGAUGCUGCGUCACGCCGCCGUUUCCAGGGUGGUGGCGGUAGCUGCAGGCGCGGUGUUCGCCGUACAUCCUGUGCACUGCGAGGCGGUAGCCAGUCUCGUGGGGCGCGCCGAGCUGCUCGCCGCCCUCUGCUUCUCACUCGCCCUCUCGUCCUGCGUCGCCUCCUGCCGCGCCUCCUUCAGCCAUAACUCUUCCUGCCGGGCUAACUCCUGCCGAGCCUCCUGCGCCUCCUUCUGUUCCGCUAGCGGACGUGCGUGGGGCGGGUGGAGUUUGGUGGGCUGGGCUGCGCUAGGUGUGCUGUGUAAGGAACAAGCCAUAACUGCUGUCCCAGUGGGUUUGCUGCUGCAGGCUGCCCACCUGCUCGUCACCACACCUCCUGGCAAG
Molecule: messenger RNA, 1471 nt
Organism: Hyalella azteca
Lineage: Eukaryota; Metazoa; Arthropoda; Malacostraca; Amphipoda; Hyalellidae
Exons: 3
Biological process (GO): protein O-linked glycosylation via mannose
Cellular component (GO): endoplasmic reticulum membrane
Molecular function (GO): mannosyltransferase activity
Source: RefSeq, a predicted model, not a curated record